Molecule: messenger RNA, 324 nt
Organism: Cavenderia fasciculata
Lineage: Eukaryota; Evosea; Eumycetozoa; Acytosteliales; Cavenderiaceae
Product: FKBP-type peptidylprolyl cis-trans isomerase
Exons: 4
Coding region: 1-324 (107 amino acids)
Molecular function (GO): peptidyl-prolyl cis-trans isomerase activity
Source: RefSeq, a predicted model, not a curated record
AUGGGUGUAGAAAUUCUCAUCAAGAAGAUUGGUAGUGGUGUUAAGCCACCAGUUGGAAGCAGUGUCAACGUUCACUAUGUCGGUCGUUUAACCAAUGGUACCGUUUUUGAUUCAUCAAGAAAGAGAGGUGCUCCAUUCAGCUUCAAGUUGGGUGCCGGUCAAGUUAUCAAGGGUUGGGAUGAAGGUGUUGCCCAGAUGUCAAAGGGUGAAACCUCUGAAUUGACCAUCUCCCCAGAUUAUGGAUAUGGUGCUCGUGGUGCCGGUAAUGUCAUCCCACCAAAUGCCACUUUGAUCUUUGAAGUUGAACUCAUUGACUGGAAAUAA